GCGCGCCCCGCGCAUGCGCGCUGCGGGUCUCCUUGGCGCGGCGCGGCGGAGGGCGAGCCCAGGCCUCAAGGAGAGGGAUCGGGACAAGGAAAGGCAGCAGGAGCGGGGAUCGGUGCUCCUGCCGCCGCCGCCAUGCUCCUGUGCGCUGCCCUGCGCGCCGCGGCCGCUCGCUCGGCAAGACAGAUCCGAUACUUGCAUGGAACGGCAGAGCGCAAUGCCACUGGAGCCUUAUUUGUGCAUAGAGAUAGUCCUGAAAACAAUCCAGAUACUCCAUUUGAGUUCACACCUGAAAAUCUAAAGCGAAUAGAAGCGAUCAUAAACAACUACCCAGAGGGACACAAGUCUGCAGCUGUCAUGGCAGUACUGGAUUUGGCCCAAAGACAGCAUGGAUGGCUGCCCAUAUCAGCUAUGAACAAGGUUGCUGAAGUUUUAGAAAUGCCUCCCAUGAGAGUCUAUGAAGUAGCAACCUUCUACACCAUGUACAAUCGCAAACCUGUUGGGAAAUACCACAUUCAGGUCUGCACCACCACGCCAUGCAUGCUGCGAGACUCUGACAGCAUUUUAGAAGCCAUUAAGAAGAAACUUGGUAUUAAAGUUGGAGAAACAACACCCGAUAAGCUCUUCACGCUGAUAGAAGUGGAAUGUUUAGGUGCUUGUGUAAACGCACCAAUGGUACAAAUAAAUGACAAUUACUAUGAAGAUUUGACACCCAAAGAUAUUGAAGACAUAAUUGAUGAGCUAAAGGCUGGCAAAGUUCCCAAACCAGGCCCAAGGAGUGGACGUUUUUCUUGUGAGCCAGCUGGUGGCCUUACUUCCCUGACUGAACCACCCAAAGGACCAGGUUUUGGAGUACGAGAUGAUCUCUAAGGAUUUUUGUAAUAUAAGAUGAACUGUCUGAAAAGAAUAAAGUAUCUUAAAUCUCAGUAAAAUUAUGUACAUUCUAAUGUUUUGGUUUAAAAGAAAAAUAACAGCAAUUAGACUGCCUAACUUACUGUGGUUUUAACUACAGCAGAAUUUAAUCAUAAUUCCAGAUUGUAAGAAAAGUGGUUCUGUAGACUGUGUAAAGUGACUCCCUGAAAGUGUCCACUUACGGUCAAAGAGAGAUGAAAAGUUACAUCUUUUGAUCUGUCAUUGAAAAUUCUUUCAGCUUUUUCUAAAGCACUUUGAAGAAGCAACAAACUUAAAUUACAAAUCUGGCAAAUGCACAAGGAACAAAAUUGAAAGGAGAUUAUCUGACAAAACUUCAUCCUGUUACUUUUAUUAGCAAUUUAUAAUCAAACAAACAAGAAAGGUUAUCUGAGCCACAUUGUAUAAAAAAUCUUGUAGGUUCAGUUAGAAGUGGUUCUUCUUAAGCUUAAUUCUUCUUACUAUCAUUCUGUAAUCAGGAAAAAUGUAAAGCCCCAAAGAGCAGCAGUAUUCUACUAAAAGAAUUAAUAGCAACAAAAACCAACUAAUUUCCUGUGCAAGUUUAUUUAGUACAGACAACAUAUGGAGUUGGGGGAAGACAGAAUAUACCAAAACAGUUCAGCAUGUGCUUAAGGGUAAUAAUAUCUGACACUGGAUCUUUGAUUCACAGAUCCUUCUUUGACCUUAUUACCUGUGCACCAGCUACUUUCAAGAACUAAUCUGUGUGAAAUUGAGGAAUUUCUUUCAGUAUAAAAAAUCUGAAGAUAGUUUUUUAAAAAACUGAGUGCAUACUGACACUUCAUACCUAUACUUAUAAAACUGGGCAAAUACUUUAGCUAUACAGACAUACAUUUCCAUGUAAAUUAGGAAAUGUGGACACAUCAGUCACCUUAGACCAUCCUGUGUCUGCCUCAUCUCAAAUCUGUCAUGGAACUUAUAUUUGCAUUACAACUGAUGAGAUAGAUGAAGCUUAACUGUAUAAUUUAUAAUUUUAUUCUAUAUUAUAUUUAGUUUGUUUUGAUAGUCUGAUUAAUAGUACUUCACCGAACUAUUCUCCCUCUUUGGAGUUAAAUUCUGUCUUUACAGAUUGCCUGCAUAAUGGCUAUCUUGUGUAGUCUGUUGAUACACCGCUUUUAUUUCAACAUGCUCUGUGAAGUUCCUUCACAUGCCAUUAAAAAAGCAGUAUUACUGUUGGUAGUUCUGGGAACAUAAUAUAUCUGUAAAUCAUUUGUAUGAGGAACUUGCUAUCUCUUCCAUAUUACUAUAUUUCUAAAAUGAAAUAAUUGAAUUGCAUACAAAUGGAAAAGAAAAUCCAAUACAUAUGUACAACUCAUGAGUGAAGCAGUUUCCAAACAAGCAUGAAAAAAAGUCUUGUAGUCCAGAACACAGUGCACAGAAGAAAAUAGUACAUGUCAUUUGAAGUCUCUAAAUGCUCUUCUGAAAGGUCACUCCAUGUUUGUAAUAGCUUCAGGCCUUGUAGCAGGCCAGGCAUCUGGCACUGUGUGGCACUUUUCUAGAGACAAGAGAUGAGGCAGACGGCAUCUCACAUCUUGAUGCAAAGACAGACUCAUUUUAGUAUCCCAGUCUGACUACAGUGUUUGUUCCAUUUUAACAGCAAAAUUGUAUUCUAGUUCAUACAGCCUUACCUUAUUCUAACCUUUGAAAUACAUGCUGAAUAUAAGUGAGGAUGUUGCAUGCAUUGUGGAACGAUACUGUGCUACAGUUAUUCAUGGUUUGGUAUGUAACAGUGAAAUCCCACGGGAUUGCACAAUCGUGUUGAAGGGAAACACAGUUUUGGACCUGCCAAGGUUGAAACAUCCAACUAUACAAAAACAAAGCUCUUGAAUGCCAGACUCCCCCCAUUUUUUAAGCCAGAGAGCAUUUGUGGCCUUAUAGCACUUUUCUCCCCAGUUUAUUCCAUCUGCAUGUGACAAUUUUGAUGUCUGUCUUAUGAGCAGAACAUGGACCUCCACAGUUCACAUAUUUCCCACAGUUCACAUAUUUUGGAGAUUGUUAGUGAUGUUCCACAAACAAGCUGUCAGUCAUUUUGAUGUAACAUGUGAGAAUCUGCCAAUCACUUGAAUAGGAUAAUUUACAUUAUCCCUACUGCAUGGCACAAAUCUGAUACAUCACUCUUUAAAUUGAGUACUGGAGGCAGCUACAGGACUAUGAAAUGAUUGUAGACAAAUAAAGUAACUGUUCUCUCUCAUCUUACCCACUUCAUUCGUCAGUUAUAUGAGGCUUUAUGGUCCUGGUUUCUCCUCAAAAAAGUUUGGGCAAUCAUUGUAUUAAAUGGUUUAAAAAAAUCACAUCUUGCGUUAUUUCAGGUUUUGUUGAAAUUUAAACAUUUCAAACAUAUCAAGUAGAAAUACAUAUUCUGCAUUGUUACAUGUAGCUGUUUACUACAUACAGUAAAUUAUUUUCACAAUGGUAACUUA
This is a messenger RNA of Vidua chalybeata, 3344 nucleotides long. RefSeq names its product NADH:ubiquinone oxidoreductase core subunit V2 (gene NDUFV2). The transcript has 8 exons. Gene Ontology annotation, molecular function: NADH dehydrogenase activity. Lineage: Eukaryota; Metazoa; Chordata; Aves; Passeriformes; Viduidae. Gene Ontology annotation, biological process: mitochondrial electron transport, NADH to ubiquinone. The record is from RefSeq and is a predicted model, not a curated record. The coding region runs from base 133 to 867 and encodes 244 amino acids.